This is a messenger RNA of Notechis scutatus (mainland tiger snake), 1413 nucleotides long. NCBI's taxonomy places the organism in Eukaryota, Metazoa, Chordata, Lepidosauria, Squamata, Elapidae. The record is from RefSeq and is a predicted model, not a curated record.
GAAGCCACCUUGGUUAGGACUGUCAGAAAUAGUGGCUUUAACCGAAGAAAGGCCUGGGGCACGACUCCCUGUCAACGAGUUCCCUGCAUCCGAGAUAAAGAUUCUAGCUACAUGGGCAAACGCUUGGAACAGCAGCAAAUGUUCCCACAGUACACAUACUACUAUUCCCAUUAUCUCCAAACCAAGCAUUCCUAUGCACCAGCUUGCCAUCCCAUGGCUCCUCCCAGCCCCAGUAGUAAUAGUAGCAAUAACAAUAGCAACAGCAGCAAUGGUGAACAGUUGAGUAAAACCAACCUGUACAUCCGAGGCCUUCCUCCAGGCACCACUGACCAGGACCUAAUCAAACUGUGCCAGCCGUAUGGAAAAGUUGUAUCUACAAAAGCAAUCCUAGACAAAAACACAAAUCAAUGCAAAGGUUACGGUUUUGUAGAUUUUGAUAGUCCAGCAGCUGCACAGAAAGCCGUAGCAUCUCUUAAAGCAAAUGGUGUGCAAGCUCAGAUGGCUAAGCAACAAGAACAAGACCCCACAAAUCUUUAUAUCUCAAACUUGCCCAUUUCCAUGGAUGAGCAAGAGUUGGAGAAUAUGCUUAAACCUUUCGGACAUGUCAUUUCCACCAGAAUAUUAAGAGAUGCAACUGGUGUCAGUAGAGGAGUUGGAUUUUCCAGAAUGGAAUCCACUGAAAAAUGUGAAGCUGUAAUUCAACAUUUUAAUGGAAAAUACCUGAAAACACCACCAGGUGUGCCAGCCCCAACAGAACCUUUGCUGUGCAAAUUUGCUGAUGGAGGGCAAAAGAAACGACAGAAUCAAAGCAAAUAUAUCCAGAAUGGGAGACUCUGCCCAAGAGAAGGAGAGGUAAUGAGGGGCCACCCCCUCCCCCAGGUGCAAUUAGAGGAAGCUGGCAUGGCCUUGACAUAUGACCCUACAGCUACUAUACAUAAUGGAUUUUAUUCCUCAACGUACAAUAUUGCUACAAACCGCAUGAUUCCACAGACAUCUAUCACGCCAUUCAUUGCUGCUUCCCCUGUCUCCACAUAUCAGGUUCAGAGUACUUCAUGGAUGCCCCAUCCAUCAUAUGUUAUGCAACCAACAGGUGCUGUGUUAACGCCAGCAAUGGAUCAUACAAUGUCCAUGCAGCCAACAAGUAUGAUGGGCCCCUUGACACAACAGAUGAGUCAUCUUUCCUUGGGCACUACAGGAACAUAUAUGAUGACUGCUGCACCUUUGCAAGGGACCUAUAUUCCUCAGUACACUCCUGUGCCUCCAACAGCUGUCUCUCUUGAAGGUGUAGUUGCUGAUACCUCUCCACAGACAGUAGCAUCUUCAUCACAGGAAUCCAAUGGUCAACAGCAACAGAUAGCUGUCGAAACAUCCAGUGAACAUGCAUCUGCAUAUUCAUACCAACAGUCAAAGUAA